Messenger RNA from Oncorhynchus kisutch (coho salmon), 6842 nucleotides. Its product is annotated as retinoic acid receptor beta-like. Gene Ontology annotation, molecular function: nuclear receptor activity; nuclear glucocorticoid receptor binding; RNA polymerase II cis-regulatory region sequence-specific DNA binding. Bases 1 to 1860 code for a protein of 619 amino acids. Gene Ontology annotation, biological process: cellular response to corticotropin-releasing hormone stimulus; retinoic acid receptor signaling pathway; regulation of transcription by RNA polymerase II. NCBI's taxonomy places the organism in Eukaryota, Metazoa, Chordata, Actinopteri, Salmoniformes, Salmonidae. The transcript is spliced from 8 exons. Gene Ontology annotation, cellular component: nucleus; transcription regulator complex. The record is from RefSeq and is a predicted model, not a curated record.
AUGGUCAUUGUGCCACAGCUCACUGAUGUGAACACGCCACAGCUCCCUGAUGUGAACACGCCACAGCUCACUGAUGUGAACACGCCACAGCUCCCUGAUGUGAACACGCCACAGCUCCCUGAUGUGAACACGCCACAGCUCACUGAUGUGAACACGCCACAGCUCACUGAUGUGAACACGCCACAGCUCACUGAUGUGAACACGCCACAGCUCCCUGAUGUGAACACGCCACAGCUCCCUGAUGUGAACACGCCACAGCUCCCUGAUGUGAACACGCCACAGCUCCCUGAUGUGAACACGCCACAGCUCCCUGAUGUGAACACGCCACAGAUCCCUGAUGUGAACACGCCACAGCUCACUGAUGUGAACACGCCACAGCUCACUGAUGUGAACACGCCACAGCUCCCUGAUGUGAACACGCCACAGCUCACUGAUGUGAACACGCCACAGCUCCCUGAUGUGAACACGCCACAGCUCCCUGAUGUGAACACGCCACAGAUCCCUGAUGUGAACACGCCACAGCUCACUGAUGUGAACACGCCACAGAUCCCUGAUGUGAACACGCCACAGCUCACUGAUAACUACUACAUCUUCUUCAUCAUCUUCUUCUGUUGUGUCUCUGUAGCCAUCGAGACCCAGAGCACCAGUUCUGAGGAGCUGGUCCCAAGUCCCCCGUCCCCCCUGCCCCCGCCCCGUGUCUACAAGCCCUGCUUCGUGUGCCAGGACAAGUCCUCGGGGUACCACUAUGGUGUCAGCGCCUGCGAGGGCUGCAAGGGUUUUUUCCGUAGAUCCAUCCAGAAGAACAUGGUGUACACGUGUCACCGGGACAAGAACUGCAACAUCAACAAGGUGACCAGGAACCGCUGUCAGUACUGCCGGCUCCAGAAGUGCUUUGGCGUGGGCAUGUCCAAAGAGUCUGUCAGGAACGACCGCAAUAAGAAGAAGAAGGAGAGUCCCAAGCCAGAGCUGACAGAGAACUACGAGCUGAGUGCAGAACAAGAGGCCAUCAUAGAGAAGAUACGCAAGGCUCAUCAGGAGACGUUCCCAUCGCUCUGCCAGUUGGGGAAAUACACCACGAAGUCGAGUGCGGAACAACGCGUGAGGCUGGACCUGGGGCUGUGGGAUAAGUUCAGUGAGCUGGCUACUAAGUGCAUUAUAAAGAUCGUGGAGUUUGCCAAACGAGUACCUGGUUUUACAGGACUCACCAUAGCUGACCAGAUCACGCUGCUUAAAGCUGCCUGCCUCGACAUACUGAUUCUGCGUAUCUGUACGCGGUACACUCCUGACCAGGACACCAUGACGUUCUCAGACGGGCUGACCCUGAACCGGACCCAGAUGCACAACGCAGGCUUCGGCCCGCUCACCGACCUGGUGUUCACCUUCGCCCACCAGCUGCUGCCUAUGGAGAUGGACGACACAGAGACAGGCCUGCUCAGUGCCAUCUGCCUCAUCUCUGGAGACCGGCAGGACCUGGAGGAGCCCUCUAAGGUCGACCAGCUCCAGGAGCCUCUACUGGAAGCUCUGAAGAUCUACGUGCGGAAGAGGAGGCCCAGCAAGCCACACAUGUUCCCCAAGGCCCUGAUGAAGAUCACUGACCUCCGCAGCAUCAGCGCCAAAGGUGCGGAGCGGGUCAUCUCGCUGAAGAUGGAGAUCCCUGGCUCCAUGCCUCCUCUGAUCCAGGAGAUGCUGGAGAACUCAGAGGGACAAGAUGGCCAGAGCAGCACCCAGGGCGAGGAUGGCAGCAGCCCCAAGAAGGGCACCCCUAAGGGGGGUACGGGGGGUAAACCCUCCCCUCUGUCCCCUGACCCCUCAGACAGCGAUGGGCCCACAGUGGCCCCUGAGGAGGAAGAGGACCCCUAGGUCCCCGUGGAACUCAAGGGCCUCUCAGACAGACACUCUAUCUGACAUUCCUUUGCACAAAAAAAACUAAAAAUAGGUCGACAGCCAGGCAUGGUGGACCCCCUCUCCUCCUCCCCUCAGGCCUUCGGUCCCUUGGUGACCACCAACACCUUUGCUUGUUCUUAUGUUUUCCUUUAUGUUUGUUUUUUCCUUCUCUCUCUUUAUCUCUUCAUUUCCUCUUAAAAAACGACAGCACUAAGGCCUAAAAGGACCAGUUGUUGGUUUGUGUAUAAUUAUAAAUUGAUUGAGGUUGUGUCUCGGGACUAGGGUGUGAUUGGUUGAGUUGGGUUUGACCCCGUCUGGCCACACCCACUUACCUGUACACAAAGGUCAUAGGUCAUCCUCCUCAGGUCUCCUGUGUAAAUUCAUCCCUGCAUGACGGGCUUGCCGAGUUUAAUGCGUGGUUAUAAUCUCCCUCUCUCUCUCUCUCAUAUUGUUGAAUACAUUGUACAUACCAUUGUAUGGUUAGAAAUCUCUGUUUCUAUGAUGAAUUUUGUGGUGCUUUUUUCAUUGUCUUAAAUAUUAUAGUUUGAGGCGAAAGAGUACGUACAUGACAAGGUUUAAAGGGGGGCCUAAAAUAUAAGGUCCUAUACAAAAACAGUUACAUAGAAUGUUCUUGCAUAUAGACAGUCUGGAAGACUAAUACUUUAUAUUUGUUCCUAUAUUUAAUGUUUGUUUUUUGGUCUUUUAUGACUCUUUAUGUUGAUGUCUCGUUGAGUGUACAUUGCAUUCACCAUAAAGCCCGUUAGAGGUUUCUCUCCCGUAUCAGCGGCUGCAUCUCUUCAGCUGUUUCCUCAAGGGGGGAAGCCAGACUGUAGAGGCCAUAGAUAUACAAUGACUAGAUUGAAUCUAGAUGUUCAAUUACUAGAUUGGAUCUGUCUACCGCAGAUAACAGCUUGUAAUGUAAUGUACAGGGUUUCUGAGGCUAAAAGGCUUCUGAGAUUUUAUCAGAAAAUGACAUUCCAAGAGACAAACCAAGCAGUCUUAACCAGUGAAAUCUCUCUGCUUAAAGAUAAGGGUUGAGCAACACUCAUUGACAAAGACUUUACUUAACCCAAACUUGCACCACUGAGAAACUUGUUUUAAGAUGAAUUUGGUUAUACAGUAUAUUUGAAGUUCCCUCGCAAUUCUCUUGAAAAUUCUCCACCAUCUAUGCAGAGAAAUGCAUUCGUAUUAUAGUAAAAAUCUAAAUUGUUUCUCUGAUGCAGUUUCAAUCUAGUAAGUGUACAUUUAUGGCUAACGACAACUACAAGCAUCUGGGCAACACAAAACGCACAUUGGGUUCUGGUCCAGGGAGUCCUGUACCCCCAGAAUCACUACCUACCCCUUAUAUACAUACAGAAGGGUCUUGUUUUGGCAGUAAAACACAGGGACAAUGCAAUCCUUAAAAAUACAUAUCCAUGAGCUAACCACAUGGCCGGGAAGAUUGUACACUAGACUAAUGUCUGGGAUUCUAGACCCCACUAGGCAUUCCUAGUUCUACAGACAGAAUGACUGACUGUUGCCUUGUUCCUCAGGCGGUCUCGUGCAAAACCACAGUGAUGCAAAUGAGAUUCUUUACAUAUGACCCUUAGCCCCUAAAACGUGCAGUAAGCUCGGGUAGUGUUCAUUCGGGGUGUUCAGAUAGAACUAUAUUAUGUAGACAUGCGCUUCUCUGUCAUGUAGAAUAGGGAAUCAUGUCAGUUCUGUAACAAGACAUUUCUAUCUGUAACGUUACCUCCUGAAUGCAGCAGUGUUUUCUGUCCCACAUCGGCCACUGCAACAGCCCUCCUGAUCUUAUGAAUAUAUUCUUAGUAAAGCUGUUUUUCAUCAGCACCUAAGGGAUAGAUUCAAUCCGUAGCGCUGAAGAUCUGCUGUAUACUGGGAUUCAAAUUUAAAGGCAACGUUCCCGCGUUUACAGAGACUGCAUUCACGUUAAUCGCUGCAUAUGUCGGCUCAAUUGGAAAUGACCUUUAACUUUCAAUUGCGUUGUAUACCACUGAUAUGAGAAUUCUGUUCUCCUGUUCAUUAACCAACUCAAUUUCAUUACUCAGUCUGCCCUAUCAGGAUUUCUAUGAUACUGAUAGACAUGAAACAGACAGAGGCCCAGUCUACAAUAGUUAAAUGUUUAUUCACGGAACGUUCUGACGUGCACAGUACAAAGACCUUCAAUUUAUAGUGACACACAUACUUCCACACAAACCAUCAAACCCGCCCACCAAUAGAGAUUAGGGGAGUCCGUGAGAAUAGCAUCUUCCUGCCCUCCCCUAAGAUAGGGAGAGACCUGGGACUGGCAAGUUCUCAGUGUCCCAGCCAAGGUCGACCCCGAAUCUGGCUCAGACAGACAGUCUGUUAUCAGAAUACUAGACACAUUGUCCCCAAAACGUUGAUUCUGACUAAGAACUACACUCCAGGUUAUAUUAUUAUUCCACUGACUAAAACCACACACAGUAUUAUAAUAAUCUAAUGAUUCUAACACUUACACACAUGCAUUAUAAUAAUCUAAUGAUUCAAAACAAUUUCAUACAAUCACAUGGUUUCAGACUUAUGGUUUCAGGAGUGUAAUAUUCUAAUCAUUUAUUAAAACACAUUUCCUUAUCAACCGCAGAUCUUCACCUCUAUGGAUUGAAUCUAGCCAUAAAUCACUGAAUAGGAUUUGGACACUAUUUAGAAAGUUAAUAGCCUAGACACAUUGAAUAUUACUCAGUUUGUUCCUUUGUUGUGAAGUGAAACAGAGUGAUAUUCAGUGUGGAAGCCAGGCUAGGAAGUUAAUACUCCAGCCAGGAAGAACUAGGACCUCUUCAGGCCCUUAUCACCUGUCCUAGCAAGGAUAAGGAUAGAUAAUAUUGUUUACUCAGAUGUUGACUCGUUACUCAACUGUAGCACAAAGGCAUUAAUUCUCAUAGCACUUAAAAAUCUUGAAUCUUGAAUAUGUAGCCAAUACAAUGUUAAGGGUGAUGGUCAUAUAGAAUAUUCUUUCUCACUCUUAUGGGUAAUAAUAAUUUGGCAUAAACUAUGGGUGAUUAUUGAGUUCAUCACAGAGGUAUACUGAUCAGAAGGUUCUUUAUUCUGAAUGGAGGCAAAAGUCAUUGAUGAACCACAAGGGAAUAGAUGACCACUAUAGUCAGUCAGCUAGAACCAAGGUUAGGGUCAAUUCCAAUUUAAUUCUUCCAGUUUAUGAAUGGACUGACUUGAUAUGGAAUUGACCCCAACCCUGGCUAGAACCCUCCAGAAACAUCUCACACACAACCAUCUCCUCCAUAUCUGUCCCACACAUACAUAUCUUAAGGGGAAAACAAAACUGUCUCAGUUUACCAUGUUUGAAUGUGAAUAUGUUGUUGAGGAGUUACAUAGGAAUGAUAUGCAGUGUUAAAGGAAUACUUACUUUAAAGCAGCGUUUCGUCAAAUUAAUUGCAUCUCAUAGUAUGUUUGGAAAAAAGGAAAUACUCUCUUUCCCUCUCUGUCAGGGAGAGAAGAAUGUAGGGGGAAACAAUCCUGGUGGCUCAUCACAAGACCAGAGUGGGUGAAUCUCAAUAGUCUUCCCUACAUUCCUAUCCAACUUCUCAAAACACAUUGACGGAAAGGGUGCAGAACCUCAGACGUUCUCCGCCAAUGUGUGUUGUUGAGGAGGUGAGGAAUCAACAAAAAACGUUUAGAGUUUUACCCUGAGUUAUUUCACAGCUGAAGAAUGUCUACAUCCAACUCCCUAAAGUGUCGCUGCCUACCGGCAACAGGUGACACGGCAGGGAACUCGAUCCAUUCCACAAUACUGAAUUUACUACGUUGAUUUCUGUUGAAUGUUGUACCGAUGUAACUGUUAAUAUUUACUACUAUCUCACUGCAGACUUCUCCAUGUAUUAGAUGGUGUGUGUGUGUAGUGUGCAUUGCAUUUCAAUGAAUGGCAGCGCUUAGCUACCUGACCUCUGAGCUUCAUCUCAUAGCCAGCCCCUCUUGGGUAGCAGCUGCUCACCUCCACACCAAGUGGUCCACCAAGUGGACUCAGAACCUGAGCAUGGUUCACAAAAUUCCAGAACUGUUCCCAAAAUGCCCUUUUUUUUUUAAAGGAAUCACGGUUGGAGGUUUUUCGGAAUCUGGAGGUGAUAAGCUAAAGGAAAUUCCAACGUGGAACACUUUUUGCUUUGUUUUUUAAAUUUUAAAUCCUAGUUGCCCCCAAUGUCAUCGAUGAUCAAACGACAGAGAUGCUUUCCGCUCUUUAGUUGGAAUGCCAAGCAGCUGUCACAAUCAACCAAUCAACUGACAGCAAUUUAGUUAAGUCAAUAACGGAAUAAGAUCAAUAGAUGUGGAUCGCGUUCAGGACGGGAGCAAUUUACUAAACAUCGCAGAUAGAAAUACACUGAAUAGAGCUAGCAUGAAUAGAGCUACCAUACUCUACAAAUCAGUGGUGUAUGUUCUACGCAACAUAUUUCUAUCCGAAUGUACCACAAUGCUGUGUGCCCUACUGAACGGGGCUCAUGAUCCAACUAUUCCGUAGAAGCCAGAGAGAACAUGAUUGUGAACCUCAAAUUUCACCAACGAAGCAGCUCUGUUGUUAUGCCUGUUCAAAAAGUGUCAAUGUUCAAAAGUUGAACAUUUACAGAUAAUGUAUGAUUGCCAUUGUUAUGAGAAAAAUAUCAUUGUCAUCAUAUAUGCAGUGUUGUAUAGUUAUUAUGAAGAGACAUGAUCAAAUUAUGGUUGAGGUUUCUUUGGCUUACUGGACUUGAGGGUGGGCGGGGCAGCAGGGAGGGGUUGUCAUGGUGAUAAUACAUUUACCCAGAACCUCCUGCUGGCCUGGUGGGAAGAGGGCAGGAAGUCCUUAUACAGAGUUUUACAGUGAGCUUCUAUCUUGUUUUCAUUCUCCAUUUUCAAUAGUCUGUACAUUAACAAUGCUUUUUAUGUUAAUAUACUGUUUAACUUUACCAUGAAAUGUCCUGGCAAAGUAAUACAAAUAUAUUUAUUUUAAAAUA